Messenger RNA from Exophiala dermatitidis NIH/UT8656, 1888 nucleotides. RefSeq lists its product as uncharacterized. Gene Ontology annotation, cellular component: catalytic step 2 spliceosome; U2 snRNP; U2-type prespliceosome. Gene Ontology annotation, biological process: spliceosomal complex assembly. The record is from RefSeq and is a predicted model, not a curated record. Gene Ontology annotation, molecular function: zinc ion binding; nucleic acid binding. Bases 142 to 852 code for a protein of 236 amino acids. The transcript has a single exon. NCBI's taxonomy places the organism in Eukaryota, Fungi, Ascomycota, Eurotiomycetes, Chaetothyriales, Herpotrichiellaceae.
ACUACUUCACCACGACCAUCAACUUUCGCAAUUUCAUCCACCCAUUCCACCACUGCAUCUCAUCUUCGUUGCGACACUUGAUCCGACUGACACUCUACACUCCUACUACUACUAUCUGGCUCAUCUUAGUCGUCCGCAAAAAUGGACUACCAAAACCGCGCCGGGUCGAAAUUCGGCGGCGGCGGCGUCGCCUCGCACUCAGCCACCAACGCAGACCGACGCGAACGACUUCGAAAACUAGCUUUGGAGACCAUCGACCUAGACAAAGACCCCUACUUCUUCAAAAACCACGUUGGAUCAUUCGAAUGCCGACUAUGUCUGACGGUCCACCAGAACGAUGGAUCAUACCUCGCCCACACGCAGGGGCGCAAGCACCAGACCAAUCUGGCGCGGCGGGCGGCGCGGGAACAGAAAGAAAUGCAAAAGGACGGAAACCAAAUGCUCCCCGGCAUGAUGGGAGUACAAGUGCGCAAAAACGUGGUCAAGAUUGGUCGUCCGGGCUACAAAAUCACCAAGAUCCGGGAUCCGCUUACUCGCCAGGUUGGGCUGUUGUUUCAGCUUCUGUAUCCGGAAAUCGCACCGGGUGUGCAGCCCCGCGUGCGGUUCAUGAGUGCCUUUGAGCAGAAGGUCGAAGAGCCGGAUCGAGAUUAUCAGUAUUUGCUUGUUGCGGCUGAGCCGUACGAGACGUGUGGGUUUAAGUUGCAGAGUCGGGAAAUUGACAGAAGAGAAGGGAGAUAUUGGACUUGGUGGGAUGCUGAUGCGAAGGAGUUUUGGUGUCAGAUUCUUUUCAAGACGGAGAGAGAUGAGCGGUAUAGUAAUGUUCCGGGGUUGGCGCCGAGUGGGAAGAAGUGAGGUGGAUGAUGCGGACGAUUAAAAAAAAGCGAAAAACGGACGGACAACACCGUGCCACAGGAUAUCCGGAGCAGUGCUGAAUUUGUUAACAGGGUCAGCACUAUGGCGCUGUGUUCCACUCCACUCGGGUUUCGCGGUGGCUUUGCGAGGUCCAACAUGCGAGUUGUGGACUGCGGCCAUUUUCGGCGUAUUGCUGCAUAGCAGUCUGGUCUGGCUUGCAGUGUUUGACUUGACCUGGCACACGGAAGAGCGGCCUGCCAGAUUACCAUGGCCAUACUGCAUGCGAUGCGGCUUAUAUGACUUCCGGGAAACACCUCGACCAACACCCGUGAACAGAUCCCGAAGUACGCUGGCGUUAGGCUGGCCUUGUCGGUUGCUGCUCUCUGAAAAGCCCGAUGACAGGGCAGCUCUUUAACCUCCUCAUCACGACCAAUUACUGUACUCUUACAACGGAGAUCAUAUCGAGCACCAGUGGCGACUCGACCUUUCAGCGCUUACAUCGGCUCAACCUUGCGACCCCCUGCGUAUUGCAGACUGAGAGAAGUCAAGAAGGGUGGAGAACAGCGUGCAGGAAUGCGAAGGAUAGGAUUGUCGGGACACCGAGUGACCGGUCAGCCUCGGGUUUCAUGAUACUACCUAGGUAGUACCCUGAGGUACAUAACGAGCUGCCACCAUCUACGGGCUGCUCCCAGCAAAGCAGAUUGACUCCUUGCGAUUGAACUACCAUGCGCAAAAGGAAAUCAACACCAAACCAACACAGAUUGAUUGAUUAUGCACCCAGUUGAUGGAAUUUGAUGAUGACGGUAGCAUCAAGCCAUCCGUCGUUUAAUCAUCAAUGAAGUCUGCUUUUCCCCUGCUACCUAAGUGCCUGCCCAAACGCCCUCAACAUGUAGCAAGCAAGUGUGCGCCGUAACUAUCAAUUACCGCCUGAUGAUCUCCCAUUUUCGUAUCAUUACUGCCCCAACUGCGCCUUUCCCUGCAUGACCACAUCGCCAUAUUCCUUGAGACUAAAAUCCCGAUCAACAAUACUAUCCCA